AUCGAUAAGACCAAAAAUAUUCCACUUGGUCCUUCCCAACCCCGCGAACCUCUUCAAAAAUUUCCGUAGGCAUCAACACCACUUACAUAUCCUCCUCCCAACUGCACAUACACAGAGUUUUUGUUUUCCUACGAAACGCUCUCGUUAUAUCUCGAUAUAACGCGACAUACCUUAAACCUACAACCUCACAUCAACAACCCUUCACCACCACAAAGCCCAAGAAAGACAAUAAAAGAGACAUAUCAAAAUGCCACCAAAGUCCAAACCCAGCAACCCCCCAGACACCCGGCCCCUAAUCAACCUCACCAAAUCCACGCAAAUCCUCCUCUCACACUACCAAUCCUCCCUCCUACCCGCGAAGCUCUCCUCCUCCUCCAAUGUCUCCUCCACCUCCUCCAGUUCCACAACAACGACAUCAAACCCCCUCGACACCAUAAAAGCCACCACCACGCUCCUCCGCUCGCACACGACGACGCUCUCCCUCCUCCUGCUAACCCCGCCCUUCACGCCCACGGCCGUCGCGACAAAGCUCAGCGAUGUGACCAUGAAAUCGCUGACCAACAUGGUCAACGCGGCGGCGUCGCCCUCGGGCAUGGGCGCGCUGAUGCGCAGCGAAGUCUCGGCGGGCGUGCGGCGGGUUCUUAGCGCGUGGGGGAAGCUUCUUGCGCUCGUGGGGCGGCUUGCGGAGAAGGGGGCCGUGGCAGAGGCGGAGGCGGAGAAGCAGGAGGUGCUGUCUAUCACGGGUGUGGUUUGGGAGGCGUGCGAUGCGCUGUUGAAGAUUUGUCAGGAUGGGGUGGUGGGGGUGGUGGUUAGGAAGGCGGAGGGGUUCAGGGCGGUGUUGCUGGAUGCGGUGGAGGAAUUGAAGGAGUGGGGGGAGGAUGUGGAUGAUGAGGAGGGGGAUGCUGCGGAGGGGAGCGACGGCGAGGGGGGGAAUGAGUUCGCGGAUGAAGAUGAAAUUUUCGGGGCGGCGAAUAAGUUGGGGAAGGGGGAUAAGGAGCUUAAGGCGCUGCUGGACACGAGUGUCAAGCGACUGAAGAUGGUGGGGAUCUUUUACCAGGCGUUGAUCAAGAGGAGGUUAAAGACAUUCCCCAGUCCCACGUCGUCCGCGACGAAUGGAGAGACAGCAGACGGAACGCAGACAGAUCCCACCACGAAGUUGGAGCAGCUCAUGGACCUGCUGAAGACGAUACCAGACACGAUCGACGACCUAGCAAGCGCAUUUUACGACCUCAACGAAGACGAAGCCAAAGAGACGCUGGACCAAUGCUGCUCCGAGGCCAAGCGCGCAGCGGAGAUCGUCAAGCAGAGCUGGACCGGACAAGACGACGAGUUCACGGCAUGGGCUGGGAAGUUCAUCAGCGCGCUCGAAGCCGCGUGAAAAUGGUCCAUAUAAUAGAAUAAGUCAAACUUAAAAACGAAUCUAAAAAGAAGAAUAUAAAAGGGACAAUCAACAUCACGGACACACACAUCUUGCAAGAAUUGCUCCAGUGCAUCAUUUGUGGUAGUGAGGAAAAGUGAACAGGCAAGCUUCGCCAAAUGGUCGAAGCUCCCCCCUUUCCUUCUUGUUCAAUUGUUUUGUCCCAAAAGAUAUCUUAUGCCUGUGUGAAGACGCCGACCCAGAAGUCAAACAAUGUUUCCUUUCUCCUUCUCGAAACGAUUUAAAUCCAAGCUUCCACCGACGAAUGAAUGAACGUGAUCCAAAGCUCUACUC
Messenger RNA from Aaosphaeria arxii CBS 175.79, 1711 nucleotides. RefSeq lists its product as uncharacterized. NCBI's taxonomy places the organism in Eukaryota, Fungi, Ascomycota, Dothideomycetes, Pleosporales. The transcript has a single exon. Gene Ontology annotation, biological process: regulation of cell cycle. The record is from RefSeq and is a predicted model, not a curated record. Gene Ontology annotation, cellular component: nucleus. The coding region runs from base 248 to 1378 and encodes 376 amino acids.